Messenger RNA from Actinia tenebrosa (Australian red waratah sea anemone), 1376 nucleotides. RefSeq names its product elongation factor 1-gamma-A. Gene Ontology annotation, cellular component: cytoplasm; nucleus. Gene Ontology annotation, biological process: translational elongation. Lineage: Eukaryota; Metazoa; Cnidaria; Anthozoa; Actiniaria; Actiniidae. The record is from RefSeq and is a predicted model, not a curated record. Gene Ontology annotation, molecular function: translation elongation factor activity.
CAUUGUCUCAUAUAAACCGAAUCUGCGCAGCCAUCCUUUCUCUUAUUAAAAUCCCAGAAUGGCUGCCGGGACUUUGUACACUUAUCCGGAUAGUUUCCGAGCGCAAAAAAUCUUGAUCGCUGCUGAAUACAGUGGAACCAAGAUAAAUCUUCCACCAUUUGAAGCAGGAAAGGAUAACAAAACUGCCGAAUUUGUACAGAAGUUCCCAUUAGGAAAGGUUCCUGCAUUUGAAACCAGUGAUGGCAAAUGUUUGUAUGAAAGCAAUGCUAUUGCCUACUAUGUCUCAAAUGAAAAUCUUUAUGGGACCAACAAGGAGGAUGCAGCAUUAAUUCAACAAUACAUCAAUUUUGCUGACCAGGAAAUCCUGCCAGCAGCUGCCACCUGGGUAUUUCCAACUCUGGGACUCAUGCAGUACCAGAAACAGGCUACUGAUAAAGCCAUGGAAGAUGUCAAGAAAUACCUCACCAUCCUAAACAACACCCUGUUGACCAAGACAUUCCUUGUUGGAGAGAGAGUUACACUUGCUGACAUUGCUGUCUGUUGCAAUCUUUUGAUGCUCUACAAACAAGUAAUGGAUAGAGCUUUCCGUGCCCCAUAUGGAAAUGUCAACAGGUGGUUUGUUACUCUGGUCAAUCAACCUCAAUUCAAAAAUAUCCUUGGUGAUGUUAAGCUUUGUGAAAGUAUGGCCAAAUUUGAUGGAAAGAAGUAUGCAGCCCUUCAUCCUAAAAAAGAUGACAAGAAAAAAGCCCCAAAAGAAGAAAAAAAACAACCAAAGAAAGAGGAGACAAAAAAAGAGGCAAAGCAGGAAGAGGAGAAACCCAAACCAAAGAAGAAAGAACUGUUUAGUGAUUUGCCUCCAACUUCAAUGAGUAUGGAUGCUUGGAAGAAAGUCUACUGUAAUGAGGACACUGAAAAAGUAGCUAUCCCAUAUUUCUGGGAAAAUCUGGAUAAAGAGGGCUAUUCCAUCUGGUUUGCUGAGUACAAGUACAAUGAUGAGUUAGCCAGGAUGUUUAUGACUGCUAACUUAGUCAAGGGCAUGUUCCAGCGACUAGAAAGGAUCAUGAAGACCUGCUUUGGAAGUAUUUUAUUGUUUGGUAAAGACAAUGAUGCAGCAAUUGCUGGUAUUUGGGUGCUGAGAGGACAGCAACUUGUUUUUGAUCUUGACGAAAGCUUGAAUGUGGAUUCCCCGUCUUAUAAAUUCACCAAGCUUGAUCCUGACAAUCCAGAAGACAAGAAGAAGAUCAAUGAUUAUCUUUUAUGGCCUGAAAACUUGACAUAUGAUGGAAAAGUAUUAUAUGAUGGUUACAUGUUUGUCUAAUAACACCUGUAAUAUUCUCUAAAUUGUUGAAUAAAAGACAGUUAUUAGUAUUGACUUA